Molecule: messenger RNA, 1454 nt
Organism: Neofelis nebulosa (Clouded leopard)
Lineage: Eukaryota; Metazoa; Chordata; Mammalia; Carnivora; Felidae
Product: leukocyte immunoglobulin-like receptor subfamily B member 2
Exons: 9
Coding region: 158-1201 (347 amino acids)
Source: RefSeq, a predicted model, not a curated record
UGUUCCGGUGGAGGGUCAAAAGGCAGAGCCAUGUCUUGCAAAAGCAGCAGUUGUUCUUUGUGUUUAGCAGGUGCACAUCAUGCUGUGUGAAGGCUCAAAGCCCCAGGCUGCUCCACCCGUGGGUGGGUCCUGCUGAGAACACUGUGGGUCCAGUGCUAUGUCCCUGGGGUUCACUUUUCUGCUGGGACUUGUGUUUUGUCUGGAACAAAGGAUUUGGGCAAAAAAUGGAUUAUUACCCCAGCCCUCCAUCUGGGCACUGCCCGGGACUGUGAUUCCCCAGGGCAGUUCUGUGACCAUCCACUGCAGGGGACCUCCAGGAGUAGUCAGAUGGCAGCUACUUAGAAUAGGAACUUUCAUCUCACGGUACGACAGAACCUCAGAUGGAUCCCAGGGAGUUUCCACGUUUUCCAUCCAGUCUGUGACAUACACCAAUGCAGGAAUUUACUACUGUAUAUACUGGAAGAAAGGAGUCUGGUCAGGACGCAGUGACCCAUUGGAUCUGGUGGUGACAGGCGUAUACAAGGACACACCCUCCCUGACUGCUCUUCCAGACCCCAAUGUGACCUCAGGAGAGAACGUGACACUCCUUUGUGAAACAUCUCAGUACUAUGAAAUCUUUAAUUUGACUAAAGAUGGAAGGAAUGUCUCUCCUCAGGAUUUUUUACGUCAGGACCAUAACACCUUCCUGAUCUCUCCUGUGACCCUUGCCCAUGGGGGUAUCUAUAGAUGCUAUGGUUCUUCUAAAAUCUACCCUCACAGCUGGUCACUGCCUAGCAACCCUGUUAAGCUUUUGGUUACAGAUCCACCUGAUCCUGGAAAUGGACACCUUCCCAUUGUGACUGGGAUCUUGGUCAUCGUUGUCUUACUUCUUCUCUUCUUCCUCUUUCUGUUUUACCAAUGUUGGCAUCGGGUCAAACACGGGAACAUUGAUUGUGAGACCGAGAACCAGGUGAAGUAUAAGAGCUCCUUCCCAGUCAUGGAUUUCCAGGAAGAAAAUCAAUAUGAUGUCUUAGACGACAUCCAGCCUGAGAAGGACAGACAGAUGGCUAUGCAGGUCCCCAUAGUGGAAGACUCUCAGGAGGUGACCUAUGCUCAGCUACACCAGGAAACCCUUAGGGGGAACGUGGACACGCUACUCUCCCACACCCAUGAGGAUUCCUCUGGCCAGCCCUGUGUGUAUGCCACCCUCAACUUGUCCUGAGUUUAGAGCCAGGACUGGCUGUGUAGACUCCAGUGUUCAAGCGCUCCUUAAAGAAGGUCAGCUCCAUGGGGUGUCCUACUCAUGUUCCUCAACAUCAGCCAUCACCUUGGAGCUCCCCAAGGACUUAAGACUGGAGUCAACUUGUCAACUGUCAAGAAAUUCUGGGUCCCAUCAAAUAUCUCUCAACAGAUUCCUGGUCCCUUGUAUAUUUACCCAUUCAGUUGCCUAUUCAAGAUAUGUUUACAAAAGUCAA